AUGAAUUACAGCGGUCUAUAUACUCCGUACGCAGCAUUCAAUCAACUUAUCAUCUACCCUUGUUAUUCAUCUCCAGAUAAAGAUACCAACGGCCCGGAGACAGUUCCCGUUGUUAGUGUAGCGGUACCGCAGGCUAUUGGCGCCGUUGUCUCAGGGGUCCAUAGGAGACACGGGCCACCGAGACGCCAGUACGUGGUUACAGAUUUGAUCCGUACUCGUAUCAGGAUUGGAUCCAUCUCGCUCAGGUUCGCUCCGGCUACAGACUCAAUCACUCACAUCGUAUGGUCCACAGAUCAAUUUUCUAGCCGCGCCAUGUCCGAAGCGCCCAGCCUGUCGAGCCAGUCCAGCCAAGCCAAGAGAGUUCAGUUCAGUCAAGUGCCCCUUGGGAACUUUUCAGGGGGCUUUCCCUUAAAGCUCAGGGCUGGGCUCCCCAACCUCACCUCCACACCACUACAAGCACCCCUGAAGACCCUCACUCCCAACGGGCUUGAAGGUCGCAUCACCAGAACCAGUCCCAGUCAAGGAUUGGUUUGGUUUGGAUUCAGUCAAGACGGGACCUUCAAGGUCGUGUCCUUUUCCAUCCCAUACGCCCCAAUUGUUCGCCACCCCAGCAUCCCAUCCCUCUUCUACCCCUUCAUCGUAGCGAAGGCGCCAGACGACCCCGCGAAGAACAAACUAUCGGACUGGAUCCGACUUUACGAUACCGAACGAGUCAAUAUGAAUUUCACAAAGAAGAUUGACCGAGCCUUUCAAUGGGCCGGUGAAAAGAUGGGUGGUGAAGCCCGAACGGCUCAUUCUGAUGAGUUCAAGAAUCUCGAGACCGAAAUGGCUCUCCGUCAAGAUGGCAUGGAGCGCAUGCAACGAUCUAUGAGCGGCUACGUCAAAUGGUUGUCCCAGCGCAAUGAGCUUCUGGAUAACAAGGAGCGCGGCACUCCCAUGGCGGCUCUUGGCCGUACAAUGGCUACCCACGGCGAGGACUUUGAGCAAGAGUCCGAGUUCGGAAACUGCCUGUUGUCCUUGGGUCGCGCCAACGAGCGCAUUGGUGGCAUCCAAGAUUCCUACGUAGACUGCGCCAAUGCUACUUGGCUGGACAACCUCGAGAGGAGUCUGGCGAUGAUGCGAGAGUACCAGAACGCCCGCAAGAAGCUUGAGAACCGCCGUCUCGCCUACGACGCCAGCACCAACAAGCUGCAAAAGGCCCGCCGUGACGAUUUCCGCAUCGAAGAAGAAGUUCGCAUGAACAAGGCCAAAUUCGAGGAGACCAGCGAGGAUGUCCUUCGUCGUAUGCAGGACAUCAAGGAAUCCGAGGUGGACAACAUUACAUCCCUGACUCAAUUCCUCGACGCUGAGCUCGAUUACCAUGAGCGCUGCGCCGAAGAGCUGCGUCGUGUUCGCCAGAACUGGGCUGGAGCUUCGUCUUCGCCUACCAGCGCUCCCAAGAUCGGUCGCAGUCGAUCAAACACCGCUCGUUCUUGGCAAGAACCUCGUCAUCAGGCGGUCUACGAGGAGCCAGAGGCUGAACAGGAACCCGCUCGCAUUCCCAACCGUUCCCCUGGAAGCCGUCUUGCGCCUCCCCCUCCCCAACCUGCACGACCCCCGAUUGGACGCGCCUCGACAUUUGAAGGCCGCUCCUCAUCUACAGCUACACCACUGGCCAAUCUCAGAGUUCCAGGUGCUCCUCUUGCUCGCGUUGCUACUGACGGCGGUUCAUACGGACGCCAUGACGAUGUAUUCUCUGAUGAUGUUUCAACGAGCAGAAGCGGCAGCCCUGACUGGGAACACCGUGCUGCCAGCCCUGCAACUAGCUAUGGAAGUCUAAGCCGAAGCACAAGCGGUCUGGCUCUUGGAAAGAAGCCACCGCCUCCCCCUCCCAACCGGGCCAAGAAGCCCCCGCCUCCUCCUCCUGCGAGAAGGGAGAACUUGGGAUAUUGA
This is a messenger RNA of Fusarium tjaetaba, 1932 nucleotides long. RefSeq names its product acyltransferase. The record is from RefSeq and is a predicted model, not a curated record. Bases 1 to 1932 code for a protein of 643 amino acids. The transcript has 7 exons. NCBI's taxonomy places the organism in Eukaryota, Fungi, Ascomycota, Sordariomycetes, Hypocreales, Nectriaceae. Gene Ontology annotation, molecular function: protein binding. Gene Ontology annotation, cellular component: cytoplasm.